GCGGCAAGAAAUCCAGAGCGCGAGCGGUAAUUACCAGCGUCCAUUCCCGCAGCUGGACCUCCUCGAUGCCACAAUGACAGACUUCGAGUGGCCUUGGCAAUAUAAUUUUCCUCCCUUUUUUACACUUCAACCCAAUGCAGAUGUGAGGAAGAUCCAGCUGGAUGCCUGGUGUGCGCUGGUCCUCGGCUGGGGGAAGAGCAACAACGUCAGUCAGAUUGAUGUGACGGAGGCCUCUAGCUUGCCUGUCUUCAAGAACUCUGCCAUCAGUCGUGCUCUACCAGCUGAUGCUAUUGCAGUUGUUUUAGAAGAACUUGCAAAGCGAGGAAAUCUCGAGUGGACAGAUAAAUCGAAAAGGAGGGGUUACCUAUUCUGGAGAAGCCCUGCAGAAUGGGGGCAACAGAUCUACUCUUGGGCACAAUGUACGAGUCGUAUCAACACAGUUAGCACUCUUUAUGAAAUCAAUCAGGGUGAUGAAACUGCAAGUGAAGAAUUCCAUGGCUUGGACAGUGAUAUAUUGAUGAAAGCACUCAGGGCUUUAGAAGCGUCCGGGAAAGUAGAAAUAAUGGACUUCGGUGACAAUCAAGGAGUGAAAUUCCUCUGAGUUUUUAUUCGAUUAAAUGCAUCCUUCUUGCAAGAUCCGAAACCUGUGUCACAGAAGCUGAAGAUUUGCAGUGUGAUCUUUGUCAUUUUGAUUGAAGCUGAGCAGGAAUAUACUAAGGGUUUUUUAUAGCGUGACUCAGCGAUUAUUCUGUUGUUUUACUUUUCCGUUACACAGGAAUUCCAAAUUCUGAUAUUCAGUUAAAAAGUGAACACACAGGAUGCACAAGCUUUUUACAAUCUUGUUUUUUUUUUUAUGAUUAUUCAAUGUUCAUAAAGAGAUGUAGAAAAAUUCAUGCUACUUACAUAAACUGUCACAUUGUUAUGAGAAAAUCAAUGUGAUGCAGUAACAAUGAAUAACAUGUGUAUAAUUUAUAAGCAAGGCCUUAGUUUAUUUAACUUUUAAAAUGCCAUUAGAUAAUUGUGUUAAAAUAUGAAUUUUAUUACAGACAGUGAAUAGCUGUUUUUACUUGUCAAUUUCAGUAGGUCCUCUGAUAUACAGACAGAAAUAUGAUAUAAUACAUUAAACUGAUAGUAAAUAUACUGAAGCUCUGAAAAAUAUAAAAGGUUAUGAUGAAAAACACAGCAAAAUGUGUGUAAUAUAGUAUUAGACAUGACACAAGCCGUCCCUGUAGGAAAAUGUAGUGUUUUUGAUUUAACACUGUACAGAGCUGGUAUGAAUAAUUAAUUAUAGUAGUAAACUUGAAAUGAUAACUGCAGAUACGAUAGAUAAUGUUAAUCAAAUUGCAAAAUGACAGUGGAUCAAUCUUUAAAAAAAAAAGUGAUUUUAAAAAAGAGAAGUUUGUUGUUUAGGCCUUGAUUGUCUCCUGAUUUUACUUAGGAUAUAUUCAGGGAGCAAUUUCGAUGCAAGAAACCGUGUCUAGAUAGAGUAAGGUGAAAGUGAUUGUUCUCAGUGCAUUUGUAGGUUUAACAGCAAAGAUUGUGUGCUUAUAUUAUACAUGUAAUAAUAUUAAUGUAAAAGUAUGAUACACUGUUAUACUUUCUGUAUGGUAAUCCAAGUCUUGAAUAUGGAAGUUUUGAUAUAAAGUGUGUUUAUAAUUUUUUUUCUUUUUUCUUUUCUUUUUUAUACUUUUGAAAAAUAGGUAAAAGAAAGAAUUCAAGAAAAAAAAGGAAUAAUAUUAUUGCUGCAUAAUUUUUCUUAAUGGGAUAAAAUUUAUUCAUGAAUAGAUUGUUAAUUGCUCAGAAUAUUACGUCAUAGUUAAUGAAAGAAAUAGUUUUUAGAAAUUUCCCUGGGAAAGUUAUACUUAUAUUUUGGUAAACUUACAAUUGAUAUAUUUCUGACUUGGAAUUAAUAAUAAUCAAUAAUUAAUAAUGAUAAUGAUAAAUAAGCAUAGAAUAAUGGUAAUCUGCUAGUCAUUCUGGGCAAUGAAUUAUAUUGAACAAGAUUUUCCUCCCAGAUCAGAUAAGGCAUAUUUUAUUUGUGAAAAUUCAGAAAUGUAUAAUUAUGCAAUGUAUUUCAUGCUUCCAGUUUUCAGUUAAAAUAUAUGUUUGAGAAGGAAAAAAAAUGGUAAGCAAUGAAUUAAAAUGUAUUUAGUAAAAAUGUAUUGUACAAGA
Messenger RNA from Penaeus monodon (black tiger shrimp), 2172 nucleotides. RefSeq names its product vacuolar protein-sorting-associated protein 25-like (gene Vps25). Bases 74 to 601 code for a protein of 175 amino acids. Gene Ontology annotation, biological process: protein transport to vacuole involved in ubiquitin-dependent protein catabolic process via the multivesicular body sorting pathway. Gene Ontology annotation, cellular component: ESCRT II complex. The transcript has 5 exons. Gene Ontology annotation, molecular function: protein homodimerization activity; structural molecule activity. Lineage: Eukaryota; Metazoa; Arthropoda; Malacostraca; Decapoda; Penaeidae. The record is from RefSeq and is a predicted model, not a curated record.